Molecule: messenger RNA, 3975 nt
Organism: Nothobranchius furzeri (turquoise killifish)
Lineage: Eukaryota; Metazoa; Chordata; Actinopteri; Cyprinodontiformes; Nothobranchiidae
Gene: ccdc92
Product: coiled-coil domain containing 92
Source: RefSeq, a predicted model, not a curated record
AUCACACCAACACCCCUAAUUUGAAGAUUGAGGUGGCUUUAUGGGGUUCGGUCUUCACCGAUGACUUUUUGACAUGUAGCGUGAACGAUGGGAUCAAAGUCCCACUCUUCUGAUUGGCUCUACCCUCUGAGCGGCUCCACCUACUGGUCCACAGUGUUACAACCAGCUAAGUUUACUUUUCAUGCAUAGGGCCUGGCUGAUUUGGAUAACUUUUCACUUAAUUAAUAAAAUCAUAAUUAGACAACCGCAUUUUAAGAACAAAUAAGAAAAUGGGCAUCUUACAUGGUACUGUUUCUCUUUUCAUGUUUGCUUUAAAAUCACUGAAGUUGUCCUCUAUUCUUUGCAUGUGUCCCCAUUAAAGAAUACUGGCAUGUUGGCGGUGAAGUUGUUUGAGGUCAUGUCUUUGCAAGUGGAAAGCUUUCUGAGCUAUUCUAGGAAAGCGGUGGGAUGACAGAUAUGCUUGCAGCUCAGGGUUUACCGGAAGGGCUCCACAUUACUCAUCAAUAAUAGAUUAUCCCCUCCCCUUUCUGACAUACGACUGGCUGCAUUUGUUCAUACCACUCUGGGUUUCAGUAAAAGCGUGUCUUUUCUUCUCCUCUCAAAGUUGUAAAAAAUGCUUGGACUACCCUUGAGACUACAGAGCAUGUUCUGCCAGGUGUCAUGGGAUGUAUUAUUCAUGUUCUGAGUCGUCGUUGGUCUGAACUUAAACCAUCAUGGCUUCUGUCGAUGUUACACUGGAAAACCAGCUGCACAGCGCACAGAAAAACCUGCUUUUCCUGCAGCAGGACCAUGCUAGCACACUGAAGGGGCUGCACACAGAGAUCCGCAGGCUACAGCAGCAGUGCACAGACCUGACGUAUGAGCUCACUGUGAGAAGUUCCGACCCCUCAGACAGCAGUGAAGAACGAUGCAGGGAGCUGCAAAGGAGGUGUGAGGAGCUGGAGGCCCAGCUGAAGAAGAAGGAGGAAGAGAACACAGAGCUGCUCAGGGACCUGGAGCAAAAGAAUGCCAUGAUCUCUGUUCUGGAAAACACCAUCAAAGAGAGGGAGAAGAAGUAUCUGGAGGAGCUUAAGAUGAAGAGCCAUAAGUUGGCUGUUUUGUCUGGAGAGCUGGAGCAAAGAGCCAGCACCAUCGCCUACCUUACCUCGCAACUUCAUGCUACAAAAAAAAAGCUUUUAGCUGGCAGUUCUUCUGAGGCAAGUCCUAAUGUCAGCCCCAUCUCCUCCUACAAACCCACGCCUCCACCCGCUAAAGACAAGCAGCCUGAAACGCCUCGCCGCCGCAUGAAGAAGAGCCUCUCCCAGCCUCUUCACCCAGAGCUGACCGAGGUAUACCGCCUGGGCCCGGACGGCAGGCGGCUGGUUCUACGAGAAACUGUUGAUGCCAUGCCUGACCCUACACCAUUCCUGCAGGCAGGCAGAAAGUCUCCAGAACCACAGGUGGUGCGUGAGCGACCUGCCGUCAUCCCUCCAAUCAGCUCGGAUCGCUCCCCCAUCCCUCCUCUAGGUGCUACAGCAAGUCCCCGUCACAGCCCGGCUCGGGAUCGUCAGCACAGAGCUCACGUGGGAGUGGCUCAUCGGAUCUCACACAGCACCCCUCCUGUUGCCAUGCAAGCAGAGCUGGAGACCCUGGCUGUGGACCAGGUCAACGAGGACAAGGUUGUGCAGAAGCACUCUGGAGCUGACAGGACAGUUUAAGAUGUGAACGCAGUCACACACCUAGGACCAGAUGCAUAAAACUCUGUAGUUCUUAUAUUCAAUAUUGUUGAUGAUUUAUAAAUUUGCACAAAAACAUUUUCCUUUCUUUUCUAGUUUUUGUUCUUUUGUGAAUGAACACAGAUAUCCUGAUUUUAUUAUUUGCACAUAAAAACAACUAACUACACAUAAAAAUAGGAGUUGAAAAUCAAUAGGAUUUGAGUUGAUUCAGGAUAAAUGGGAAGGUGAACGAAGGAAUCUGGCAACUCCUACUUUUCAAAGUCAAGCUGCACACGAGCCAAGAUCCAACAGUCUUUCAUUAAUGGUUCCAACCUCGGAUGGAUGGUUCCGACUUUGUGGAGUAGUUGUGAAGAGCCGGUGUCUUACCUGCAGUAGACAGCUGUUAGAACAGCUGGGAGAAAGAAGAGAGAAGCUAAGAGCUAGUCAGGAGAGCCGAUCUAGGAACGUAAGGAACUUUUGCACUGCUUUGCUUUUGCACCAGUCAGCUGAAAACACUUAACAAGGCUUCUUUGGUGUAAAUAACCACGGAUGUAUAAGCAGGCGUAUGAUGGCUGUACCUCACUGGAAAACAUUGACAGACGUGUCGAGGCUGCAUCGAACACAUCUCGUUUCUUCGAGGCGCACAGUGCAGGAAAUGUGAGCCGACCUUAGAAGCAGUUGGAAACGCGGUAGAAGGUAAAACGACAUAAGUGGAACACUAUGGCUGAGUUGGGACAGGAGCGUUAGUACGAAGGUCACAAACUGUUUGCUGCUGUUAUGUCCUCAUCAGGUGCAACACAGACGUGUGGUGUGUACCGCAUCAGUUUGAGUCCAAAUGAAGAUUUACACUCUUUCCCACAAUAUUGUGUCUCCAGCUCGGUGAGAUCCUGACUUUGUUGUGACUGAACUAAAGAUGCACCGAUUCAUACCGAUUCCCGAGUCUUCUACAGCUCUGACCUGAACAGGACAAAUCGUAUUCAUUUGAAAAGUGUGACUGAAACCAAAAUCUUCCACACUGCUUGUGCUAAUGAGUGCCUGGUGGUGAAGCUCUGGGGCGUGUGCACUGUGAGCUUCGUCAGGUUUGAGUUGUACAUGCUGUUGUUCGCAGCCAGUCGCUUGACUUUCUCUCUGACUCUCUAAACGGAGAUGAUUUGUGGCUGUUGUUAAAUCCUCCAUUCACUGUUCGCUUUGAGGUCUCUAACAAGGUCUUCCAAAGUCACCCGACAGCCACCCACCCCCAUUCACACAGAUCAUUUUCACGUUUACGAUGAGGAUGGCUCUAAAACCAUGAGCCACUGAUGAAUGAUGCACGCUGCAGUCUUCCAUACAGAAACAGCAUUUUUGUGUAUGUGUGGGUUUUGUGUGCAUGCAUUGUUUAUGCAUCUGAUCCUAGUGUAAACAAAGUAGACCACAUGAACAUUACGGAGCCUGACCCACUGUGUAGCCUGCUUUUGAUGCAACACUGCGUUAUAAACAAAUAUAUCAUUUUGUGCUGUUCCAGGAGUUUUUUUAUUAUUAUUUAAUUCACAGUAAAGCAUGCCAAAUGUGUCUCAACUGUUCAGAUUGUACUAUACACAUCUUUGCAUUUUCCUCUCUUUUGUUUUUGUCGUUUGUGGAGCACACGACUAAUUCCCAGCCAAAUAUCUGCAUCAGUGCCUGCCGUAACGGUCAGCUGUGAGGACGUUACAUAUCUCCAUCUUUUCAACGAGGCUGAACACGCCAAGGCAAUGUUGCACCACGUCUGCAGCUGCUUAGGGUAACGAAGCUGAACCUCCUAGAUCUAGAAUGUCCGUCUGCUCCUGAUGUCUGUAUCAUAUAACCGUAGGUAGAGGCUGCAUCAUGUGCAAUUGAACUUUUCCAGGGUGCCGGUUUGAACGUUUCCUUUGCUGACUGGAGGAAACCAGCAGAUGUGUGUUAAUGCUAAAUGAACUGACGAUGAACUUUGUGUACGAGUGUGUGUGCGUGUGAGUGUGAGAAAAAUGAUGAAGUUUGAUGGGAGAUUUUGGCUUUGGCUGAAACAAAAUCCACUGAUGCCGUUUGUCAUACAAGGGCAUUUUUAAAAGGCUGCUUUACCAGGAUUUUGUGAUAUUGUCAUUUUGAAAGGCUGUGAAUUUCUAAUGAUUUCUUUUUUAAAUUAUUGUUUCAUAUAGAAGAUAGAAAACACAGCAGCUCAGAUACUCUGUAGGUACUGCACCGCCAGUGUGAUUACGUCUCUUAAUAGCCUGCUUUUCACAAUAAGAUGACAUGUCAUCGAUAUAAUAAAGCAAUGCUUUUUAUAACA